This is a messenger RNA of Alligator sinensis (Chinese alligator), 4831 nucleotides long. It is a transcript of the gene MAN2A2, whose product is annotated as mannosidase alpha class 2A member 2. The record is from RefSeq and is a predicted model, not a curated record. Gene Ontology annotation, biological process: N-glycan processing; mannose metabolic process; protein deglycosylation. The transcript is spliced from 24 exons. The coding region runs from base 705 to 4304 and encodes 1199 amino acids. Lineage: Eukaryota; Metazoa; Chordata; Crocodylia; Alligatoridae. Gene Ontology annotation, cellular component: Golgi membrane. Gene Ontology annotation, molecular function: alpha-mannosidase activity; carbohydrate binding.
CCCGAGGGCAUCCCGGCCCGGCCCGGUCCUGCCGCGGGGGCCAUGGGCUGGGCCAGGCCAGGCCGAGGGCACAGGGCGCCCGCCCGGGGGUGCGGGCCCAUUGCUGCCCGGGGGCUGAGGGUGCGGGUCGAUUGGUGCCAGGGGUGCGGGUCCAGCAGUGCGGAGGCUGGGGGUGAGGGUCCAGUGGUGCUGGGGGCUGGGGGUGCAGAUCCAGUGGUACCCAGGGGCCAAGGGUGCGGGUCCAGUGGUGCUGGGAGUCAGGGGCAUGGGUUCAGCGGUGCCUGGGGCCUUGGGGUGAGUCCAGCAGUGCUUGGGGGCUGGGGGUGUGGGUCCAGCGGUGCCAGGGGCUGGGACUCGGGGGCAGAGGCACAGGGACGUGGGGUGUGCAGUGGCAUCUCUGGGGCAGGGCUUGCACCCGGGUCCAGGUGACAGGAUCGGGCCCGUGGCUGCAGCCCAGUGUGGGGCUCGAGCUGCUUUUGGUCGUGCCCGGGGGGCAGCAUCGGGCGGUGCUCUUGGGGCCUCGGCCACUCACCCACCCUGCACGCCGCUGGCCUGGUGCAGGCCGGAGCGAUUUGCGCUCUGCUCCGGCAGCUCCUCCUACACUGGCACCGGCUCAGGCUUCACGGGCUAAAAAUACCGCGCGGGCUGGCCUCAGCAGACACGGGAUUAGUCUGGCUGGGGCAGGGCUGUGCGGACAUGCCUCGAUGGGGCACCGGCUGCAGCGCCCACCUGCUGCAGACGGGGGGUCCCGUGGGCGUCCGGCUGUGCCGCCUCGCCGUGCCCGCGGCUUCCGGCCAGGUCGGUCCCUGUGGCUCCCCGGCAUGAAGCUGAAGAAGCAGGUGACGGUGUGCGGCGCCGCCAUCUUCUGCGUGGCCGUCUUCUCGCUCUACCUGAUGCUGGACCGCGUGCAGCACGACCCUGCCCGGCACCAGCAUGGGGGCAACUUCCCCAGGAGCCAGAUCUCGGUGCUGCAGAACCGCAUCGAGCAGCUGGAGCAGCUGCUGGAGGAGAACCACGAGAUCAUCAGCCACAUCAAGGACUCGGUGCUGGAGCUGACGGCCCACGCGGAGGGGCCGCCGCUGCUGCUGCCCUACCACACGCCCAACGGCUCCUGGGUGCUGCCCCCCGAGGCGCGGCCCAGCUUCUUCUCCAUCUCCCCGCAGGACUGCCAGUUCGCCCUGGGCAGCAAGGGCCACAAGACGGAGCUGCAGAUGCUGGCCGUGUACUCGCUCCUGCCCUUUGACAACCAGGACGGCGGGGUGUGGAAGCAGGGCUUCGACAUCACCUACGAGCCGCACGAGUGGGACGACGAGCCCCUGCAGGUCUUCGUGGUCCCGCACUCCCACAACGACCCAGGUUGGAUCAAGACCUUCGACAAGUACUACUAUGACCAGACACAGCACAUCCUGAACAGCAUGGUGCUGAAGAUGCAGGAGGACCCGCGCCGCCGCUUCAUCUGGUCCGAGAUCUCCUUCUUCUCCAAGUGGUGGGAUAACAUCAGCUCCCAGAAGCGGGCCGCUGUGCGCAGGCUGGUUGGGAAUGGGCAGCUGGAGAUGGUGACGGGCGGCUGGGUGAUGCCCGACGAGGCCAAUUCCCACUACUUUGCCAUGAUCGACCAGCUCAUCGAGGGGCACCAGUGGCUGGAGAAGAACAUCGGUGUGACCCCGCGGUCUGGUUGGGCAGUGGACCCCUUUGGGCUCAGCCCCACCAUGCCCUACCUGCUGAAGCGCGCCAACCUGACCAGCAUGCUCAUCCAGCGCGUGCACUACGCCAUCAAGAAGCACUUUGCCGCCACCCAGAACCUGGAGUUCAUGUGGAGACAGACCUGGGAUCCGGACUCCAGCACCGACAUCUUCUGCCACAUGAUGCCCUUCUACAGCUAUGACGUGCCCCACACCUGCGGCCCUGACCCCAAGAUCUGCUGCCAGUUCGAUUUCAAGCGCCUGCCUGGUGGGAGGAUCAACUGCCCCUGGAAGGUGCCGCCCAGAGCCAUCACCGACGCCAACGUGGCCGAGAGGGCACAGCUGCUGCUGGACCAGUACCGCAAGAAGUCCAAGCUGUACCGCAGCAAGGUGCUGCUGGUGCCGCUGGGCGACGACUUCCGCUACGACAAGCCCCAGGAGUGGGACGCCCAGUUCCUCAACUACCAGCGCCUCUUCGACUUUCUCAACGCCCGCCCUGGCCUCCACGUGCAGGCGCAGUUCGGGACCCUCUCCGAUUACUUCGACGCCCUCUACAAACGGACGGGCAUUGUGCCCGGGAUGCGGCCGCCCGGGUUCCCGGUGCUGAGCGGCGACUUCUUCUCCUACGCGGACCGCGAGGAUCACUACUGGACCGGCUACUACACCUCCCGGCCCUUCUACAAGAGCUUGGACCGUGUGCUAGAGUCCCACCUCCGGGGCGCUGAGAUCCUGUACAGCCUGGCGCUGAGCCACGCGCGGCAUGCUGGCAUGGACAGCCGGUACCCGCUGGCGGACUACGCACUGCUGACCCUCCCUCGGGGCUCGGCCCCGCACGCCCCGCGGCCCAGGCUGCUCCACUCCCUGAUGAACCUGAAGCGCGUCAUCAUCAACGCCGCCCACUACCUGGUGCUGGGGGACAAGGAUGCCUACCACUACGACCCUGCCGCCCCCUUCCUCGGCACGGACGAGACGCGGCUCAACCAGGACUCGCUCCCGGAGAAAACCGUCAUCAAGGUGGACGAGGUGCCCAGGUUCGUGGUCGUGUUCAACCCGCUGGAGCAGGAGCGGCUGGGCGUGGUGUCGCUGCUCGUGGACGCGCCGCGCGUGCGGGUGCUGACGGAGGAUGGGCAGCCCCUGGCCAUGCAGCUCAGCGCCCACUGGACCUCCGCCACCGACAUGAUGCCCAACGUCUACCAGGUGUCGGUGCCAGCCCGGGUGCCAGCGCUGGGCCUGGCCGUGCUGCAGCUGAGCCGUGCCUUUGAGGGCCACGCCACACUGACGGCCUCCACCCACCUGCACCUGCACGGCCGUGACCUGCCCGUGCGCAAGCAUGAUGCCCUGCCGCUGCGCGUGCUGCCCAUCGCCGCCAGCGACUUCUGCCUCGAGACCCAGCACCUGCGCGCCUGCUUCGCCGGCCCCACCGGCCUCCUCCAGAGCGUGCGGCGGGCAGGCGAGGAGCAGGACCAGCGACUGAGCAGCGAGUUCUUCAUCUACGGCACCCGGACCUCCAAGGACAAGAGCGGGGCCUACCUCUUCCUGCCCGACGGCGGGGCCAAGCCCUAUGCCCCCAAGGACCCCCCCAUAGUGCGCGUGACCGAGGGACCCUUCUUCUCGGAGGUGGCGAGCUACUACCAGCACGUGCAGCAGGUGGUGCGGCUCUACAACGUGCCAGGGGUGGAGGGGCUGUCCCUGGAGGUGUCCUGCCUGGUGGACAUCCGUGACCAUGUCAACAAGGAGCUGGCGCUGCGCUUCAGCACCGACAUCGAGAGCGAGGACACCUUCUUCACCGACCUCAACGGCUUCCAGAUCCAGCCGCGCCGCUACCUGAAGAAGCUGCCGCUCCAAGCCAACUUCUACCCCAUGCCGGCCAUGGCCUACAUCCAGGACAAGCGGAGCCGCCUGACGCUGCACACGGCCCAGGCGCUGGGGGUGUCCAGCCUGAGCAGCGGCCAGCUGGAGGUGAUCCUGGACCGGCGGCUCGUGCAGGACGACAACCGCGGGCUGGGCCAGGGGCUGAAGGACAACAAACGGACGUGGAGCCGCUUCCGGCUCCUGCUGGAGCGCCGCACCACGGCCAACAAGCCCUCCGGCUUCUUGUCCAAGCUGGCCUCCGUGUUUAGAGACCUGGCCGCCCCGGGCACCAGCGCUGGCAGCCAAGAGGUGCAGGACAGCCGCCCCACCAGCUUCCCGUCGCUGCUGAGCCAUGCCACCUCCAUGCACCUCAAUGCCGAGGUCCUGGUGAUGCCUGUGGCCCAGGAGAAGACGGCGCUGCCUGCCCUGCGCUCCUUCCUGCCCCUGGCCAGCACUGUGCCCUGCGACUUCCACAUCCUCAACCUCCGCACGCUGCAGGCCGAGGACGACUCGCUGCCCUCAGCUGAGGCCGCCCUGAUCCUGCACCGCAAGGGCUUCGACUGUGGGCUGGAGGCCAAGAACCUGGGCUUCAACUGCACCACCAGCCAGGGCAAGCUGGUGCUGGGGAGCCUGUUCCAGGGGCUGGAGCUGGGCUCUCUCCAGCCCACCUCACUGACACUGAUGUACCCGCUGGGCACCGCCUCCGCCAACAACACUGUGAUCCACCUGGAGCCCAUGGAAAUCGCCACCUUCCGCCUCCGCUUCGGAUAGGCCCUGCCACGGAGCGCGAGCGGCCCCGGGCAUGGCAGGGCCCCACUGGGGGCAUGGGCGACUCCCGGGCAGCAGGAGAUCUGGCCGGGCUGCCGCACGAGGGCAGCUGGACUCGUAGACCCGUGGCUGCUGUUUGUGACUCUGCGCCCCAGCCCGUCCGGAAGGGGCAGAGGCAUGGCCGUGCCGGGCGGGACUGGCAGGCAUCGCUGCCCGGCGGCUGCCUGCGCCUGGGCGCGACGGAUGGACCCCGUGCUUGGACUGGGGCGGGCGUGGUGGCUCCCGGGGCAGGAGCGCAGCGGUGGCAGGACCCUGCUGCCCCAGCAGGGAGGUGUGAUGUGUCUCCGGCACCUCCCAGCCCCAGGAGCAGAUGCUGGAGCCUGCUGGGCUGGGGCGAGGCCCGACCGUGCCCCCCAGCGUGGUGCAGCGCUGCCCCCGGGGCGCAGGACGGGCUGCCAGCCGGGGCCGUGAUGGACUGCACGGGGCAGAGACCGAGUUGGCUGAGCACAUCAUGAGCUUCUAGGAAACAA